AUGGCACACAAACUUUUCAAAAAUAAAAAGUUAAAACCAAAUGAAUACUUACCCUUGUUAGAGUUAAAAGGGGCCCGCCAGGAGGAAUUAAGACCAGAAAAUAAAAAUACUUACCUAUUGAAAGAAACCUAUAUUGGGAAUCUUUCAAAACCAAAAA
Racocetra fulgida is the source of this 157-nucleotide messenger RNA. NCBI's taxonomy places the organism in Eukaryota, Fungi, Glomeromycota, Glomeromycetes, Diversisporales, Gigasporaceae. The record is from the annotation of a GenBank genome assembly.